AGACACUACCAUCAACAUCUAACCAUGGGAGACCCAACUUCACGAAGAAAUCAAACAAGAAAUCGACUUCGAGCUCAACUUCGGAAGAAAAGGGAAUCUUUGGCUGAUCAGUUUGACUUCAAGAUAUAUAUAGCCUUCGUUUUCAAAGAAAAGACGAAGAAGUCUGCACUUUUUGAGGUAGCUGAAGUGAUGCCAGUGAUGACCAACAACUAUGAAGAAAACAUCCUACGAGGUGUGCGGGAUUCUAGCUACUCUCUUGAGAGUUCAAUAGAGCUCCUGCAAAAAGACAUUGUGCAACUACAUGCCCCAAGAUACCAGUCGAUGCGAAGGGAUGUGAUAGGCUGCACCCAGGAGAUGGACUUCAUCCUUUGGCCACGCAAUGAUAUUGAGAAGAUUGUCUGUCUGCUGUUCUCCAGAUGGAAGGGGGCUGAUGAUGAACCCUUUAGGCCUGUUCAGGCCAAGUUUGAAUUUCAUCAUGGAGACUAUGAGAAGCAGUGCUUGCAUGCUUUGGGUCGUAAAGACAAGGCUGGAAUGGUCAUGAACAACCCAACUCAGUCUGUAUUUCUCUUCAUGGAUAGACAGCACUUACAGACUCCUAAAACCAAGGCCACAGUUUUCAAGUUGUGCAGCCUUUGCCUGUACUUGCCCCAGGACCAGCUGACCUGCUGGGGCGUGGGAGACAUCGAGGAUCACCUCCGCCCAUACAUGCCUGAUUAAGGCUUUCUGCUCCACCCAGCUACAUAGGGAAAAGCCCUUCUCAUGCCUCCUGCCUAAGCCGUCAGAGGCAAAUUGAUGUACUCAUCUCCACCCAUUUCCUUUUAAACAAUUUGAACUUGUGCUUGGAUCUCUCCUUUUUUUGUUACAUACUCAUUCUCCCCUCCCUGACCUGAAGCUGAUUCAGUUCCCAUUCUGUUUUUUCCUCAUGCUCCCAAUGUUUCCUCUCUGCACCCCCCUUCCCUUUUUUUCUUCCCCUUUUUCAUUCCCUCCUAGUCACUCAUUCAUUUUUCUUUAUUUGAACCUGCACGAACAUUGAUUUUGAGUAGUUGGAUGUUCUCUUGGAGCUGCACUGUCAACGGCACCGGUCAUUGAAGGAACUCUUUAUGUUGCAUCAAAAAAAAGGAGCAAACAAUACACAGGUCUUCACGGUGGUUCUCAGAUGGACGUGUUUUAUAUCCUUGUUGUCAUAAGAAAGGAUUGUUAGAGUUUGGUUGUAAAGUCAAUGAGGUUUCUAGAGCAACUUUACACAAUCUUUUGACCAAGGACAGGUGUGAAUAGGUGUUACAACAGCUGUAUAAGCAAAGAUAACAAGAGGAACAAUAUUUGUCAAAUCAUACGGUGUAGGUAUUGCUUCUUAUAAACCACCCUAGUUUGUGCCGGACUUUUAAAAAACAUUUUGGUGUCAUUUGCUUUCAUCUGAAAAAUGCUAGACAGGGCCUUUGUGAAAAUCUUGUAACUUAAGGCAUUGUACACAAAGUUAAGAGAAGUUGAAGGUCAUUGUCACCAUUCAAGUCAUUCACACACUAUUCAUUUAAGCUUCUGAAAUUUGAUUUUUUUAUUUUAUUUCAUAUUUUGUUCUAUGUGGGGGGUUGAUGAGAAAUUGAAAUGGUGACAGGUUUAAUGUUUAACAUGCCUAACAAAAGUUGCUGAAAGAUAACUUGUUUAAUUUGACCUACUAAAAUUAAGAUAAUUUGCUGCCAUGCACAUAUUAAAAUUGGGUUUUGCGGGCUUGCUUGUCAAAGAAUAUGAAGUACAUAUAAUUUUGCUCAUUGUUGAUUCAGUGUGUUCAGUUGAAAGGGUAUAAGGUUGUGUAUCUUCUGGGGUUUUUUUUCUGUUGAGUCUCAAAUCAAUACUGCUGAGCAUAUCCCAAUACAGUGCAAAUUCUGAAAGCUUAA
Messenger RNA from Monopterus albus (swamp eel), 1892 nucleotides. It is a transcript of the gene cunh6orf62, whose product is annotated as chromosome unknown C6orf62 homolog. The transcript is spliced from 5 exons. Lineage: Eukaryota; Metazoa; Chordata; Actinopteri; Synbranchiformes; Synbranchidae. The record is from RefSeq and is a predicted model, not a curated record. Bases 25 to 717 code for a protein of 230 amino acids.